UAUUGUUCUACUUUGCAUUGUUUCUUAAGAAAUUUAGUAGGAUUGUGUCCCAAAAUUUUCUAAUUUUCCAAUGUUAGCCAUAUCUAUUUACUACUAAUCUAAACCCACUUUGAAAUGUCCUAUUAUUUCAGAGACAGUCUUGUACCAUAGCAUAUUCACAAAUGCUUCCUAUCCUAUUGUUGCAUCUUGUGAGGAUAAAUUUUAUUAAUCUGAGAUUUGUAAACUUAUAUAAAUAAAGAAGUAGCGGUAUAAGUUAAGAAGGAAAGAUAAGGGCCAGGGAUUUAGCUCAGUGGUUCCACUACCUGCCUCAAAAGUGCAAGGUCCCAAGUUCGAUCCCUGGUACCAAAAAAAAAAAGAAAGAAAGAAAGUCACUGUAUUAGAAAGAGGAAAGAAGUAUGAGGAGAUAGACAGCUACCUUGUUGCAGUAAGGUAGGGACCCUGGAGCUGGCACUUGAGGGUCUUUGUUCUUAGCCCCUUCUAUUAUACGGCAAGAAGGGACCUCCCCCUUGAGAGUUGUUAUAAUUUGAUUCGCUACUUUGGCCGCUGACCCUCUCUGUUGCCUCCAUACAAAUUCUUGGGAAAGCUCCUUUUAGCCUUUGUUCUGUUAAGGUGUUAUCUCUGAAAUUUAUAGUUGACCCUUACAUACAAGGCUGAGUCAGCAAUUAGUAAAGGGAUAUAUGUACACUUUAGUGUGAUGACAUGGUGAGAAAAUAAUGAAAUAUAUAUGAAUAUGUGCAUAUAUGUAUGUGCAUGGCAGAAGUGGGUAUGUGUUGUAUAUAUUAAGUGAGUUUUCUAUAAUAUAGCCCCACUUUGUCUCCUUUAUACUUAACUGGAGAUUAUGAUUUAAAUCUAGAUGUUCUCCCAAAGCAGGAGCUCAUAGGUGAGGCUUUUGGAAAGUGACUGAGUCAUGGAGAUGGUACUGGAUUAGUCAGAUCACUGUAGUGUGGCCUAAAGCAGUAUAUAUAUAUAUAUAUCACUCCUCCUCCCUCAAUGGCUUGCUGCUUCCCAAUGCCAUGCCAUUAGCAAGCUUCCUGCAUGCCAUGCUCCUCAGCCAAGCCACCCUGCCUUGCAGGCAGCCAACUAUGGACUGAAACCUCUACAAACUGUGAACCGAAAUAAACCUUUCCUCCUUUAAAUUGUGGAUGCUAAAUAUUGUAUCUCAGUGCCAUGAAAGUCAGACAGAUUUGUUCAGUUAUAGCAUUUUUUUAAUGACAGUAGUAGUUUUGUUCCACAUUUUGCAAUUAAUGCUAAAUUGUAGUGAGAAGAAAUUUUACUCAUCAUGUGUCAGAUCUCAUUUCAUUGGCUCUCUAGUUGUCAAUGUGUUCUCCUGUGUCUAUUGUUGACUGCCAUCUUAAGGAUCCACUCUGCUGAGGAACAGCAGGUACCCUUCUCCUCAAGCUCAAUUUAUCUUACUAUAGCUAUAAAAGCAUUCUAGCUCUUUCUUUGUCAUUUACUUCUAUGAAUUUUUGGAAAUAACAGAUUCCUUGAAAAGUCCUGCAUACUGUAGUCAGUACCCUCUUAUUCAGCCUCAGUAAAAAGGAUCAGAACAUGAAAAGGCCUUAGCCAUAAAGCUCUUAGAGGUGUAGUUAAUAGCAACCUUAUGGCCUCCGUAUUUCAUCUUUUCUCCUCACACUUCCCACCUUCCUCUGCUCUUUGGUUUCUUCUUUAGAGUCUUAGAAGCUCUUGGGUAAUAAUGUGUAUAAUAUGGCCCAAUAUAAUAGUCGAUGUGUGUUCUCAUUGUUUUUGUGCUGUAAUGGGCCAUUAAUAAUAGCCACAAAAAAUAUGUCCCUAGUGUACACUUAAAAUGUCCUCACAUAUCUUUUGACACUGCUUCAAGCCACGGAUUUAGCUUAGCAGUUCCACCACCUGCCUCACAAGUACAAGGUACCAAGUUUGAUCCCCAGUACCAAAAACAAAACAAAACAAAACAAAAAAAACAACAGCAACAAAAAAACACUGCUUCAAAUGAAUAAUUUAAAUUGAGUAAUGUAUUUCUGCUUCAGGAAUAUUCAAACGUAUGGCAGUUACACUUUCUGAAAAAGAGAAAUGACUACAUGGGUCACUUGAAGUGUGGGGCUAAAGAAAUCACUUUUAAAAAUGAACAGCAUGGCAGUCAUUAGGCACGGAGCAAGUUGGGACUAUAUUCAGCUGGAAUGAUGACAUUACUAAUGCUCAGAAGAAAACCAAUUCACAUUUGGUUCAUAUUUUCUGAAGCAGUGACCUUUGAGGAUGUGGCUGUGACCUUCACCGUGGAGGAGUGGGCUUUGCUGAAUCCAUCCCAAAAGCAGCUGUACAGAGAUGUGAUGAGGGAAACCUUUAGGAACAUGGCUGCUAUAGGAAGAGCCUGGCAUAACUGGGAAGUUGAAGAAGAGUACAAAAAUUACUGGAGAAAUCUAAGCUUUUUUUAUCAUUAUAGAAGUGAAGAGGUAGAGAAAUGCUAUCAAAAUAAAUGUUGGAAUCAAUAUGAAGAAAUAUUCCUUUGGACUCCAGAUGCUAAUGUGGACAUUAAACAAGCUGGUUUAACACCAGCUGAGGACCUUGCUUGCAGAAAGCCCCUGGUUGGGCAUUUGUCACUAAAUGAGCCCAUCAUAGCUCAUACUGUACUGAAGACAUCUGAGUACUUGGGAUUGGAAGAGAAGCUGUAUAAAUGUAAUGAAUAUGGAAGAACCUGCGGUGAUCUCCAGUCCUUUCAGAAGGAUACAAGGACAAAGACUGGAGAGAAACCCUAUGAAUAUGAUCAAUGUGGGAAAUCCUACCCUGAUCUGAAUGAAAGAACUCACUUUAAAGAGACCUUUGCCUAUAAGAAAAAUUUGAAAGCCAGCACACUUAAUGAUGUUCAGAUCCUUGAAAGAAGUCACAAUGCGGGGAAACCCUAUGUAUGCAAGCAAUGUGGGAAAGCCUUUAGUACACAAAGUAAUUGUAAAAUACAUGAAAGACUUCACACUGGGAAGAAACCCUAUGUAUGUAAACAGUGUGGGAAAGCUUUUAGUACACAAGGUUAUUGUAAAAAACAUGAAAGAAUUCACACUGGGGAGAAACCCUAUAUAUGUAAGCAAUGUGGGAAAGGUUUUAGUACACAAGGUUAUUGUAAAAUACAUGAAAGAAAUCAUGCAAGGGAGAAACCCUAUGUUUGUAAGCAAUGUGGGAAAGCUUUUAGUACACAAGAUUAUUGUAAAAUACAUGAAAGAAAUCACACUGGGGAGAAACCUUAUGUAUGUAAGCAGUGUGGGAAAGCCUUUAGUACACAAAGUCAUUGUAAAGUACAUGAAAGAAUUCACACUGGAGAGAAACCCUAUGUAUGUAAACAAUGUGGGAAAGCUUUUAGUACACAAGAUUAUUGGAAAAGACAUGAAAGAACUCACACAGGGGAGAAACCCUAUAAAUGUAAGCAAUGUGGGAAAGCUUUUAAUACACAAGGCUAUUGUAAAAUACAUGAAAGAACUCACACUGGAGAGAAACCAUAUGUAUGUAAGCAAUGUGGGAAAGCUUUUGGUACACUCAAAAUUUGUAAACAACAUGAAAGAACUCACAUUGGGGAAAAACCUUAUGUGUGUAAGCAGUGUGGGAAAUCUUUUACUACACAAGGUUAUUGUAAAAUACAUGAAAGACUUCACACUGGGGAGAAACCAUAUGUAUGUAAGCAAUGUGGAAAAGCUUUCAAUAAGCAUGUACAUUGUAAAGAACAUGAAAGAACUCACACUGGGGAGAAACCCUAUGUAUGUAAGCAAUGUGGGAAAGCUUUCACUAGGCACAAUCAAUGUAAAAUACAUGAAAGGACUCACACUGGGGAGAAACCCUAUGUAUGUAAGCAAUGUGGGAAAGCUUUCAACAGGUACAGUUAUUGUCAAAUACAUGAAAGAACUCACACUGGGGAGAAACCCUAUGUAUGUAAGCAAUGUGGGAAAGCUUUCAGCAAGCGUGAUUAUUGUCAAAUACAUGAAAGAAUUCACACUGGGGAGAAACCCUAUGUAUGUAAGCAAUGUGGGAAAGCCUUUGGUACACAAAGCCAUUGUAAAAUACAUGAAAGAAUUCACACUGGAGAGAAACCCUAUGUUUGUAAGCAGUGUGGGAAAGCUUUUAGUACAAAAGGUCAUUGUAGAAAACAUGAAAGAACUCACACAGGGGAGAAACCUUAUAUAUGUGAGCAAUGUGGAAAAGCUUUUAGUACACAACGCUAUUGUAAGAUCCAUGAAAAAAGUCACACUGGGGAGAACCCCUAUGUAUGUAAGCAGUGUGGGAAAGCUUUUAGUACACAACGUUAUUGUAAAAUACAUGAAAGACUUCACACUGGGGAGAAACCCUAUGUUUGUAAGCAAUGUGGGAAAGCUUUUAGCACACAUGAUGAUUGUCAAAGACAUGAAAGCACUCACAGUAAGGAGAAGCCCUAUGUAUGUAAGCAGUGUGGGAAAGCUUUCUUCACAUCAAGUAAAUGUCAAAGACAUGAAAGAAUUCACACUGGGGAGAAACCCUAUAUAUGUAAGCAAUGUGGAAAAGCUUUUAACACAGAUGGUGGCUGUAAGAGACAUGAAAGAACCCACACUCGGCAUUAAUUCUAUGUAUGUAUGCAAUAUGGAAAAGAUUUCAGCAUUCCAGGUGUUUUCCAAAGACAAAAGAAUUCAAAAUGGGGAGAAACCAUAUGUAUGUAAACUGGGAACGCUUUCAGUACACACGCGUAUUGUCAAAUAACAUGAAAGAAGUCUCACUGGGGAGAAACUAUAUGUAAGCUUAUUUUGAAAAUCCUGUGAAAAAUUUCUCAUGUAUUAGAGACCUUUAGGAAUAAUUAAUACAAAAAGCUUGAUAUCAAUAUUUCUACAUAAAACUUUCAGAAAAUACAGUCCCAGAUAGAGAUAUCUAUACAUUACGUGUUUUUCAGUAAAUAAUUUAAAUAUCUAGAGUGUAUAUCUGCAAUGUUUAAUUUAAAAAUACUGAGUUGACAUGAUUAGGGUUUUUUUCUGUGUCUGAGCUUAAUACAUAAUGUCUUAAGCAUGAUGAAUUGAAAUGUAUUUUUUACUUCCAAGUAGAGUUAGUAUUUAUGCAGUUUUUGUUUAGUCUUUACAACAGGGAGUGCUGGGUGUGGUGAAGCAUGCCUGUAAACCCAGCACUUGGGAGGCUAAGGCAAGAGGACACUUGGAGUUUGAGCCCAGCCUGGGCUACAUAGUGAGUUCAAGGCCAGCAUGUACUAUAUAGCAAGACCCUGUCUCAGAAAAAUCAUGAAGCCUGAAACAAAGCUGGGAGGUAUAGGCCACCAAAAAGCUUAAUUUUGUUAACUGUUAGGAUUUUGCCAUGACCUUUGUUUUAAUUUUUUGGUGUGUGUACUCUCUGAUGCCAUAUUUUAUAUUAAGAUACAUAUUUUCAGAGACUAGAGAACAUGUUUUUGACAAAGUUGAUUUGUUUUCACACAACUUGUAGAUUACCACGUUUCUUAUAUCGUGACAAGAUAGGUGCUUUUAUCCCAACAUUGUGUACUAUAUCGUACAUAAUUUUGCCUAUUUUUCUUUCAUAUUAGAGCUAAUAUAAUUUACAUAAAAUUUUGUUUUACCAUCAAAAGUGUACUUUUCUCUUUUAUAUUACAAUUAAUCUCUAAUUUGGUGGUGAUUUUUCCACCACAUGUAUCAGAAAUAACCCAAACUUCUGUGAGUUUCUGAUUGCCACAGACCAGGAGGACCAUAAUUUGUCUCCAAAAGGAUAUCUGAAUUAUACUAGUUUCUCCAAAAUGUGUAGUUCAGGAUGGCCUUGAAUUCACUAUGUAGUCCAGGCUGGCCUCAAAUUCAUGGUGAUCAUCUUGCCUUAGCCUUCCAAGUUCUGGGAUUACAGCCAAGCACCACCAUGCCUGGCCAUCAUUAUUAUUUUUACCUAAUAAGCUGAAAUAAUGGCAUGAAGCAAAACCUGAUUAAUGAGAGGUAUCAGUUUUGUAAAAAGUGGGCUAUACUAGGCCUGAGGAUUUAGCUCAGUGGCACCACACCUGCCUUGCAAGCACAAGGUCCUGAGUUCAAUCCCCAGUACAAAAAAAAAGAUAUUAAAUUUAAAUUCAGAUUGUGUUUCACCAGUUUUAGAGAAAUUCAUAUAAUGCCAUUUUUCAUUCGUAAGGACCACUGUCUGAUGUUUGACAUAAGUGACAAAUGCCUUCAAACACAGACUGGCCCAAGGUAUGUGCAUGAGUCCCAGUUGGUAUCCUUUGACCUGUAUUUUUAAAUAUCUUUAACAUUGAAAUAUUUUGUAAAAUGUUUUAUACAAUGUUCUUGAAUACAAAAUUCAAUUUCUGAUGAGGUUAUAUUAUUACAAACAUGGUAUCAUGAAAACAAGUGAGCAAUUCAUUUUUAAAUACCCCUAAAGCGGUAAACAUUAUAGCUUACCCUAGUCUUAAUUAUGCUUAGGCACAUAAAUUACCAGUUGCAUAAUACUAUUUCUGAAAUAUCUGACAUAAUGGAAUAUAAUACACUGCAGCAUCCAGCAUCAGUCUUUUCAUGUACAACUUGUGUCCAACUUCCCUACAGCAGAUUGUUGAAGUUCUGCAGAUGUCACUCAGUGAUUUGGGAAUCCUAAGUUUACUCGCCAGUAUCAAAAUUAUUUUAAUAAAAACCACUAUACAUCA
Heterocephalus glaber (naked mole-rat) is the source of this 6592-nucleotide messenger RNA. Lineage: Eukaryota; Metazoa; Chordata; Mammalia; Rodentia; Bathyergidae. The record is from RefSeq and is a predicted model, not a curated record.